This is a messenger RNA of Menidia menidia (Atlantic silverside), 2520 nucleotides long. Lineage: Eukaryota; Metazoa; Chordata; Actinopteri; Atheriniformes; Atherinopsidae. The record is from the annotation of a GenBank genome assembly.
CUGAAAACGGCAUUUGUGAAGGGCUGCCAUUUUACCGAGUUUACGUGCAUGAUGGGGAUCAAAGUGGUUCAGCUCACAUCAAAUUCACAUCAUGAAAACAUUCUGGCUUCUCUGCAUGAUCUGAGGCUGCAAGGACAAAUGUGUGAUGUCACAGUGCAGGUGGACUACCAGGGCAGUUUGCAAGAAUUUCAGGCCCACCAGGUGAUACUGGCAGCAUCCAGUGGCUACUUCAAAAAGAUUUUCCUGUGUGAGGAUGCAACCCAGGAUAAAUUAAUGCUGUCAAACAUGAAAUUUGAUGAUUUCUCCAAGUUUUUGGAAUUUGUUUACACUGGUAAGGUUGAGGUGCCCAGGAACAAGAUCUGCGAUGUCCAAGCAAUGGCCCAAAUUUUGGACUGUGAGGGUCUCUCAGAGGUCUGUGGUAACGCUUUGAGUGCUGGAGUUCUACAAAAGCCCAGAGGGAAAACGUCUGCGUCAAAGGUUGAAGCUCCUGUUGAACUACAUGGUGCAAAGGAAGAGAAGUCCAAAGAGAAGAAAACUCUCAAAAGCUUAUUUUGUAAGCGACAGCUCUCUUCCGUGACCUCUGACAAGGAAGUCGUUAAAAAAAAACUCAUGGUGCAACGGACCCUGAAUGAAACGAGACGAGGAAAAAGGCUGAAGCUGAAGCUGGCAGGCCAUAAAGUGCUUCAGAGGCAAUGGUAUUCUCCAAAAGAGGCUCCCAGCAGUGAGAGUCAAGCUGGCAACAUUGCAACAGAGGAUUGUGAGAACAGGACAGAGGACGAGGCCCCGCCGGAAAAGGAAAAAGAUAAAGGGGAGGAGGGGAGGUCUUUGCUCGGGAAGCUCUCCUCCGAUGUGGAUGACUGGGACUGUGAGGAGGUUUCUCAAGACUCUUUGCUCUUACUGGAGGAGAAAGAGGACGAGGCAGAGGAGGGUCAGUCAGCGGGGAAAUUGAAAAAAAUAUCAAAGGCCCAGUUCCAGUGCGACAAAUGCCAGCGGACUUUCCACUACGAGAGAAGCUACUUGAAGCACAUCAGUACGUACCAUGGAGUGAAAGCUGACGUCAUCUACCGCUGCGAGACCUGCAAUCAGAACUUUGCGAACCGCAGCAACCUGAAGAUCCACGAAAAGCACGUUCACAGUAACGAGAGGCUCUUUGUCUGCGAGUCCUGCUCAAAGACCUUCAAACGAAAGAAGGACGUUGUCCGGCAUCAGCGGCAGGUGCACGAGCGAAACAUGCAACAUGUUUGUCCUUCGUGCGGGAAGGCGCUCAGCUCCAAAGCGGCCCUGCUGAUGCACGAGAGGACGCACACGGGCACCAAGCCGUACGAGUGUGGCGACUGCGGGGCCAGAUUUACUCAAAACUCUGCCCUCAAGAUGCACCGCAGGACGCACACGGGAGAGAAGCCAUUUGCAUGUGAUGAAUGUGACGCUCGCUUCACUCAGAAACACAUGUUGGCAUAUCACAAGAGGUCACACUCAGGAGAGAAACCAUUUAUGUGUGAGGCCUGCGGGAAAAGCUUUGCAUCCAAGGAGUACCUGAGACACCACUCAAACAUCCACACCGGGUCCAGGCCGUACCACUGCGAGCAGUGUGGUCGAGGCUUCGCCCAGAGGAACUCUCUCAACCAGCAUCUAAAAAUACACACAGGUGAACGCCCAUACAGCUGCAAAGAAUGUGACAAACAGUUCACGCAGCUCAACGCGCUCCAAAGGCACCAGCGUAUUCACACCGGGGAGAGGCCCUACAUGUGCAGCCUCUGUAAACGCACCUUUGCGGACAAGUCCACCCUGCGCAGGCACACCAUGAUUCACGACUCGGACGCCCCGUGGAAGACCUACCUGGUGGUGCUGGAGGGAAACGUGGAGGAGAAGAAGCCCAGGUUUUCCAACAAGGAGAAGCCAGAGACAGCCGCCUCGGCAGAGAGAAAGAUCCCCGACGCCACCGGGUCCAGCGUCCCCGAAACCGCCGCCGCCACAGCUGGCUCUGGUGUGGAAGCUGCAAAAAUCCCCACCGAGUCCAUCGUGGUUCCAGCAGAGCCGGUCACUCUGCCCUCUGACUGGACCGGCCACGGCGCCAUUGCGCUGGUCAGCCACGGCGCUCUGGGCAGCAUCACCGUCUUUCACACAGAGGUCCCACCGGGGACGCAGAUGCAGCCAGUAGUGGCCACAAACGGACUGGGAGCAAACCUCAUCUCCUUGGACGGCUCGACCAUCCGCGUCCCCUUUUCCAUACCAGUGUCUGUGAGUUGCCCCGUUACUGCGUGCUCCCAGGCCUCCUCCACCUCCCUGUCCGUGUCCACCCUCUCAGCCCCGGUCACCGACACCUUGUUAGCAUCGGUCUCGGACAUCCCAGUGGUCUCUACAUCAUCUGUGCUGGAAGCCGCUGCCUCCCAGACUAUUCUGGCUCCAGCUCCAGAGAACAAAACAGUGUCUGAGGCCGACGCUCUACAGCCGGACAUACAGACUGUGAUUAUUGAAGACAAGGUUUGCGAGAGCCAACCGAACACACAUUGCCCAAAAUGA